UUCGAUCGUCGACUUCUCCUUUCCCACUCUACGUCACUUUCUUUCCAUGCACCAUUCACUUGCUUUCGCACCGUAAAUCUAGCGCAACUUUAUUCUUUGAAGCCUUCGUCCGCCUUCGUCACCUUCGCUUAAGACGUUUUAAUUCACAGCAGAUGCCUAAUCGAUAGUCUCUCUGCUCCACCCCCGCAAGUACGCAAUCACAAGCCACAACCGAUCCAAGCGCGUCAGGGUUCAACGAGCGUGCAGCCUGCCAGCACAUCAUUCGAAUUUUUGCUGGACUCUGCAUAUACACGUAGACACGCGACUGCCUCCGCCAGGCUCCGGUCAACUCUGCACCGCCCAUUGUUCGACCUGAACCACUUCCACGAUGGUGACGCAACGACGAUACUCGGUUACCGGCCAAACACCGCCAGACGACGCCGAAGCCUUGAAAGCAGGCUCACCAAAGUUACAUGCCCUCGAUACCAGCGUACAGACCAGCUGCGGGCUCUGCGAGGGCGGCGCAGAAGCGAGCAAGGCACUCGAAGAAAGCGCAACCGCGCAGUUGCGAGGACGCAAGAUGUCACCCACAUGUACGAUCACACGAACCUCCAGCAAACGCUCAGCAACCCAGCUACCCUCACCAAGCUCACCAACGUGCGAAUUACCACCCAAGAUCGCACGAUACAGGCUGAGCUACAACGAAUCGGGUAUGGACAUGGAUACAGACACAGACUCGGAUGCCACGGAUGUGUUUCGAGACCGCAGUGAUAAGGAAGAGGAGGACUGGAUGGUCAACAGCCAGGCGACCUCCAUGCCCUCCACACCAGAGUUCUCACUACCACUCAGCGCCCUACGUCUACCAGACACGGAAGACGAAGGCAUCGACGUAGAAGACCUUGCGCUCUCUCCACCACACUCUCGAAACCACAGCCUAAACUGCGCCCACCUGGACGAAAAAGCCCUGCAGCGCGACUGGGCCGUCUUCAAGCAAGCAAGCGCCCUGCUGGAAUCGCAAAUCAUGCACCUAGAAUACAUUACUCCACCUCAACCCCAAACACAAGAACUCAGCACCCACACGGCCGUUACUUUCCUCACCCUGCCUCCAGAAAUUCGCCACCAAAUCUACCGCCUCGACACCGACCUCGUCAAAACCAAACCGCUAUGCUACUGCCUCGAGAACGCCGGGUCCAAAAUCCAACACCCCUUCGCCUCCGUGUCAACACAAAUCCGGCGCGAAGCGCUCGCCAUAUUCUACAGCUACAACACAUGGGCGAUCAAGACGGAGUACAAGAUGUUCUACGAGGCGUUUCAGGACUGGAUUAUCCGGCUGGGCGACGGCGCAAGCCAAUUACGGCUUGUAACGCUGAGUGUGCGGGGGAAGUUGUUCAAGCCGGUCAAGACGCAUCCGCAGAGUGUGGUGGUGAAUGGACAGAUUGUGGUUAUUCAUACGGGGCAUGUGCCGGCGGGUGGGGUGGGCGUGUUGCCGAGUCCGACAAGAGAGGAAAUGUAUAGUCCGCCGGAUGGGGAGGCGAGUUUUAAUAUUGAUUUGAGCGAGAAGUAUGUUGGUGGGCAGGUGCAGUUAACGAGGAAUGAUGGAACGGCAGAUGCGGGUGAGAAGGGGAGAGUGCAGCUUGAGAAGAUGGUUGUGAGUCUAUGGGAGAAGAGGAGGGAUAGCACGCUCAAUGGGCAAGAUUGGAUCAGUCUGGUCGAUGGCUUCCUGAGCUUCGUCGGUAUGAUCGGCGGCGCAUGGUGAACGUCGGAGUGCCUUAGUACAGAUCCAUCAUAGUGGACAGGUACGUGGAGUGUUUGCAGCGUUGUGUUCUUCCUGUUCUUGUUUUCAUAAUGAAUGCGUUCAAGCCUGCACGUCUGCCUGGGUUACCAAGGGGUUAGGAGUCUACUGGCGCAAUGGAGAUGGAGCAUGGAAAACGCAUAACAACAAAUCGGCGGAAAAGACGAUCACGCAUGGAGAGCAACAUUAACCCUAUCAGGAAAAGGUUGGCGCAAUGCCUUUUAGCUGUGGAUAAUUUUGAGAUCAUUCUGAGGAGGCUGUGAUGUGCAUAAGAGAUGAUAAUAAAGCC
Molecule: messenger RNA, 2060 nt
Organism: Macroventuria anomochaeta
Lineage: Eukaryota; Fungi; Ascomycota; Dothideomycetes; Pleosporales; Didymellaceae
Exons: 1
Coding region: 368-1735 (455 amino acids)
Source: RefSeq, a predicted model, not a curated record